CCACUAUUUUUGUUCCGUGCGGCCGCCUCCAAGACGGAAAUCAGCAGGAUGAUUGCCAACCUUCGCUAGGAGAUGGCACUAGAUGAUGAUGAAGAAUUAAGUACCUACUAUCCCACUUAUUUAUGUACUUACAUAGGUACCUACAGCUAGCUGUAGGCUUAGAGUUAUUAUUAAGUUUCAUAAUAUACUCUAAUGGCUAUAGGCCACGUAGUCAAACUGUGGAAGUAGGCGGAUUUUAGUUUUUGAAAUAGUUUCGGACCAAGUAUACUUGCACAGACGUCUGAUUUCAGAAUAUGCGAAGCUGCGUAUGGAGAACCAAUACUUACAAUCACAAAUGGAGGAACUGGCGGGCAGUCACCGGAAGCAGGAGUCCCCAGGCCAGCCCAGUGGGGCCCCCGUCCCGCUGGGGGGGCCACUGAUAGUGACCAAUGCAAUGACGUCAACACACGCACCACCAACCAGCGAUAAUUCAGUUAGUUUCGAAAGCGGAGAAGAACCUACGACUGUGCAACCGACGCAACUACCGCCAGACAAGCAUAAGAAAAUACAUAAAAAAGUUAUUGAAAAAGAGAAACCUCGAAAACCACUCGUGCCGUCAACCACCGAGCGGGGAACAUCCCCGCGGCCCACCACCAGGGACUUUGGCAGACACUCUACUGAGCCAUUACGUCAGUCAAGACCAGACAAACAGCGUUUCAACCGGCGGCGCCUCGACAGCAGGAUCUAUAACAUUCAGCGCCGCGGAUAUCCGAUCCAUAGCAAGCCGCCAAAGAAUGGAGUAGACACGUUGCCAAAGCGCAAAGCACUCAGGAGCGGAGUAGAAAACUUACUGAGACGCACCCUGCUGAGGUCCAGCAGCGGGGCCCCGCGGCCCCGGCCGACCCCGCGGGUGUUCCUCGGCCGCAGCCCGCGCCUGCGCUUCCCGCUCUCCGAGAACAACGCCUUCUGCUUCCUCGAGCCCAAGAGCCCGCUUUGUACUGGCGUCAUGAAAUAG
Messenger RNA from Plutella xylostella (diamondback moth), 994 nucleotides. RefSeq lists its product as uncharacterized. Lineage: Eukaryota; Metazoa; Arthropoda; Insecta; Lepidoptera; Plutellidae. The record is from RefSeq and is a predicted model, not a curated record.